UUGAACAAUAAACAAUCAAAAUUUCCAAUACAAUGGAUAGCUCGAGUGCCGUUGGACGGCGCCGUGUUAAUUCUCGUGUAAAUGCAGAGGAUCAGGCAUUGGAUCAAAUUGCUAAAGAGGCUGAAGCAAGAUUAGCUGCUCGCAGACAGGCUCGGGCUGAAGCUCGUGAAAUCCGUAUGCGAGAGUUGGAAAGACAACAACAGCAACAGGAGUUAAAUGCCGAUCGUGUAUUCGAUAUGCAUACAACAGCAUCGGGCAUAGAUCCAUUGUCACGAACAAGACUGGGCAUGGGUAGUGCAUCACCGGCAAUUAGUGGCUUAUUGAAUUCUUCACGAGUUGGUAACUCAAUGUCUUCAAGACGCAGCAGUGAAGAUUCCCUAGAGGAGGAGGGACGCAGUUUAAGAGAUAUACGCCAUGAACUAAAGGAUGUGGAAGAGAGAUUUCGCAAGGCCAUGAUAGCAAAUGCUCAAUUAGAUAAUGAGCGUGCAUCACAAACGUAUCAAAUACAAUUGUUAAAAGACAAAUUGGAAGAUAUCGAAGAAUCGUAUGCCCAGUUACAGCGUGAAUUCAAAGAAAAAUCACGUGAAUGCAAUUCACUGAAACGUACGCUAGAUAAAUUAACGGAAGAAAUGAAAUUGGUACAGGGCCAGCUGCAGGAAAGGGAUACCCUAAUUGAGGAACAGGGUUUGGUUAUUGUGGCCGUUGAAAAUGAGGAUGGCACCGAUGCCAAACGUGCUCUAGUCAGCGUAGAAAAUGCACAAUUAUUAGGAUCUGUUCAGGGUUCUUUAGAUGUACGACUUAAAAAAUUCAGCGAAGAGAAACAACAAUUACAGGCCGAAGUACAACAAUUGCAAGAGCAAUUGGAAACGUACAAAAGUCAAGGUAAAGGUCGAGGUAGAGGAAAUUCCUUAAACGGUCCCUUGGGUUCAGAUGAUGAUGACUAUGAAGCUCAGCGUGAGGCCAACAAAAUAAUCCUCGAUUAUAAAUAUAAAUUGCAAAAGGCCGAACAAGAAAUUGCUAGUCUACAAUCAAGUUUAGCACGUUCCGAAACUCAAGUUAUACGUUAUAAGAGCACCGCGGAGGCAGCUGAAAAAGCAGAAGCUGAACUUAAAAUUGAACGAAGAAAAUUGCAAAGAGAGAAUCGAGAGGCCAUGGAAAAACUUGAAGAAUUGGAAACGGCAAACAAUCAUUUAAUUAAACGUUUAGAUAAGUUAAAAAAUGCCAAGAGUGCUCUUUUAAAGGAUCUUUGACCAUUGUAUGGAUAUGAACGUAUGUCUCAAAUAAAUGAUACACCGCCGCCACAGCCGCCUAAUAGUAAGGUUGACACAGAGGAUUCAGGAAGUAAUUCGUAUACAUCACCAAAGCAGCCACACAGUAGUUAUAACGCCGACGAUGAUAUCGGCAGCAAUCAUGG
Musca vetustissima is the source of this 1414-nucleotide messenger RNA. Its product is annotated as leucine-rich repeat flightless-interacting protein 2. The record is from RefSeq and is a predicted model, not a curated record. The transcript is spliced from 6 exons. NCBI's taxonomy places the organism in Eukaryota, Metazoa, Arthropoda, Insecta, Diptera, Muscidae. Bases 33 to 1250 code for a protein of 405 amino acids. Gene Ontology annotation, biological process: regulation of DNA-templated transcription.